AUGAAAUGGGUGUAGGUUAGAGUACGCUUGGUUGAUUCAUUCUGGACUUUGACCCUGCAGCCUUCUCUCGCUUUAACACCUCAAGAGAAGAAACUCGGACACACACAGCAGCAUUACAGAAUGAUUAAAACGAAGUACGAACACCUCGGUGACUUCAGGGCGUUGGUCGUCAUGCAACACUCUCUGGUCCUCUUUAUUUUGACAUGUUCUUGUGGAGGUCAUUCUCAGGGGAUUGGUUCGUCUCAGCCAAUAGUGGCAAUAGUUGGUGAUGAUGUAAUUUUGCCUUGUCAACUUGAGCCUGCUGUGGAUGCUCGUGAAAUGACAGUGGAGUGGGCAAGACCUGACCUGGACCCCAAGUAUGUCUUCUUGAGGCGAGACGGCACAGAGCUUCAACAGGACAAACAUCCGAUGUACAAGGGGAGAACAUCACUGUCUGAAGAUAAACUGAGGUGGGGAGACAUUUCACUGAAACUCACCGAGGUGAAACUCUCUGAUUCAGGAGCAUACAGAUGCAUUGUUCCUGCAACCAAAAAAGAAUAUGUUAUUAAGCUGACUGCAGGUUCUGUAUCUUUACCGACCGUGAGCAUUUCCAAAGCCAGCAGUGGAGUGGUUCUUCAGUGUAAAUCUGAAGGCUGGUAUCCAGAGCCUGAGGUGUUGUGGCUGGACGGUGAGGGAAACCUCCUCUCUGCUGGAUCGACAAAGAUCAUCCGAGGUCCCAAUGAUCUCUAUACUGUCAGCAGCAGAGUGACUGUGGAGAGGAGACACAACAACAUGUUCACCUGUAGAGUCACACAGAACAACAUCAACCAGACCAGAGAGGCACUCAUACAUGUUUCAGAUGAGCUCUUCAUGGUCCAGUCUAGUUCUAUUAUCCGCAUCACCAUCUGUGUCAUUGUGUGCUUCGUGUCGAUCGUUGCAGUUGUUCUUGUUGUGAGGAAAUUUGGACAAAACAAGAAAAGCAAGAAGCACCAUGAGGGUAAGACUGACCUGGGAGAAAGAAAAAUGUUCAGACAUGACAUUGAACAUCAGCUUCUGUUGGAGAAAGCAGGAGACGUAGAUCAACCCAUGACUGGAAAUGAGAAGAUGAAGUUAUUAGAUAAUAUAAAGGCUAAACAAGAUGAGAAGUUAGAGAAGAAAGAGAAAGAACUGAAACAUGUUCAACAGGUGAUUACAGCACUGACGGAGCAGAAGAAGGAGCUGAAGAUACAAAGAAAUCAAAUCAUCUCACUACAGCAGGAAGACAUGGUACAGAUAGAGAAGAACCAGAAGAAGCUGGAUGACACUAAAGCUUUACAAAGAGACAAAAAGAAGAAACGUGAAAAGACUAAAGAGUAUCUGGAGAAGAGAAAGACAGUACAUGAUGAACUGUUAAAGAACACAGAGACACAACUGGAGUCAACAGAUGCUUUGUUUAACACAAUGACUGAGAGGAAAGGGAAACUAGAGAACGAUAAGGAACAAAUCAAAAAGUACCUCAAAGAAACAGAGAGGAAGAGAGAAGAGGUUCAGAAACAGAUUCAGAGAGAAGGGGUUCAGAGAGAAGAGAUUCAGAGAGAAGAGGAGGAAAAUAAAGAUCUCUGAACUGAACAAUCAUUCCUCUGCUAACAUCCUCCUGUUUGAGUAAAACAGUGUGGACAUACGACAACACUCCGUUGCGUCAUGUAAAUGCUUCCUUGAUUGAAAUUUAUUUUUUGACGUUAUUGUUUUUCAUAAUGUUGCCUGUAUCUACUUACUUUAAAACUUCUAUUAAAAGCUCAGGCUUUUAUUUCCUUUCAGUCUAUGAAAUGAACCUGCGUUUCUUUGGGACAGACAUCAAUCAGAGACGAGCUCGUGCACAGCAGCAAUGAUGCUGAAGACUUUAAAACUGUAAAUUUACACCAGAAAGAAUGUUUAACUGUUAAUCAUUACAUUUACAUUUAUAUCUAUUUUCAAGUGUGUAUAGAAGAAUCGUUUAUCAUGUAACCUUGAACACACACAGAAGACAAACAAAGACAGAUAACUUAAAAGUUUUAAGAAGCUGUUAGCUUUCUACUAAAUUAAUGAAAAUGUUUGAUUGGCUUGAUGCAUUUACUUUUGUUUUGUGUUUUAUUUUGUCUGCAGUGUUUUGUCGAUUUUUGUAAAAUUGUGUUCUGGGAUAUUGUCAUAUUCCAAUGUGUCAUACAUAUUUCAAGGCUGAAUGAAAAAUAUUUCACAAGUUCACUGAAACCUGUUCUAAAAUAACAAUAAAAGGCAAUAAAAAUGAAAUGGGUGUA
Messenger RNA from Labrus bergylta (ballan wrasse), 2252 nucleotides. The record is from RefSeq and is a predicted model, not a curated record. Lineage: Eukaryota; Metazoa; Chordata; Actinopteri; Labriformes; Labridae.